This is a messenger RNA of Magnolia sinica, 713 nucleotides long. RefSeq lists its product as uncharacterized. The record is from RefSeq and is a predicted model, not a curated record. Lineage: Eukaryota; Viridiplantae; Streptophyta; Magnoliopsida; Magnoliales; Magnoliaceae. Bases 41 to 529 code for a protein of 162 amino acids. The transcript has a single exon.
CACCGAAAGCGGCAGAGAGAAAUCCUCCCCACAGAAUCCAAUGGAAGAAACCAGAUGGGAGCAAAGAAUCCAUGCCCUUACUCACAUCAUGGUUCACCCCACAACCACGCCUUCCCUCCAUUCCCAACUCCUCGUGUCCACCCAAAUUCCGUGCUACCUCAGCUGGGACUUCCCACCAUUCCUCUGCAACAAAGACACAGCAGCAAGAAGCGGAACACCUUUCAUUCCUCUCCUCCUUCAAUGGGGCAUCUCCCUCUUCUUCAAAAGGGUCUCCAGAUUCUGCCUUCCCGAGACCUCCUGGCGCUGCAAGUGCCCAUUUCAGCAGCCCCCUCCUUUGAUCCUCGCCGCCGGCGUUGAGCCAGCCCCGCCACAGUGGAGCAAAGAGCAGAGGAGGGAGUAUUACAGGAAGAGGUUGAGAAGGAAACGUCUCGUAAGCGAUGUUCCGCCGUUGAUUCCGUUCAUCGUCCCAAAUAUGUUGCUGUUCCUGCUGCUUCUGUGGAAUCCCUUGUCGCUUCGGGCGCGCCAGUGAUGAUGAGAGUUUGAAUUUUCUGUUUUUGUGGAUAUGGUGUUGAUGGUAUUAUGGUAGAGGAUGCAUUUGAGUUGAAUUGUCAAUGGGCGGUGUGAUUUUGAUGUUAUGUUGUGAUUUGGGCAUGUGGGCAGUUUGAAUUUUGCACUGAAACAGAAGUAGAAUGAAUUGAUUCUUUUAUGUUUGA